This is a messenger RNA of Eurytemora carolleeae, 2839 nucleotides long. It is a transcript of the gene TM9SF3, whose product is annotated as transmembrane 9 superfamily member 3. Gene Ontology annotation, biological process: protein localization to membrane. The record is from RefSeq and is a predicted model, not a curated record. The transcript is spliced from 19 exons. NCBI's taxonomy places the organism in Eukaryota, Metazoa, Arthropoda, Copepoda, Calanoida, Temoridae. Gene Ontology annotation, cellular component: membrane. The coding region runs from base 99 to 1832 and encodes 577 amino acids.
UAUUGAAUAAUAUAUUUCAGGAAUUAUAAAAUGCCUUUUUAAUUAAGAUAGUCUAGUAUAGUGUAGUUCAACGUUCAUGUGAUCUAUUUAACAAGAAAAUGUUCCGAAUAGUUUUAUUUGUUCUUCCUGUUCUUCUGGUUUCUGGAGAUGAACAUGAUCAUGUUUACAAGGAUAACGAGGAAGUUGUUCUGUGGAUGAAUACAGUUGGUCCUUACCAUAACAGACAAGAAACAUAUGGAUACUUUACUCUUCCUUUCUGCCAGGGACCUAAACCUUCAAUAGAUCACUACCAUGAAACACUAAGCGAAGCUCUCCAAGGAACGGAAUUGGAGAUCAGUGGUCUGGAAAUAGAUUUCAAGUCUGAUAGCUCGAAGACUCCGUACUGCAAGAUAACCUUGGAGGACAAAUCCUUAAAAGCUUUGCUCUACGCAGUCAAGAACCAUUACUGGUAUCAAAUGUAUCUAGAUGAUCUGCCCAUCUGGGGUAUAGUUGGAGAGAUAGAGGAUAAGGAGAAUGCCUACUAUAUCUGGACGCAUAAGAAGUUUGAGAUUGGAUACAAUGGAAACCAGAUAGUGGACGUGAAUCUGACAAGUGAGGGUAGAUCCAAGCUGCAGUUGGGAAAUUCUAUCGAGUUUACCUAUGAAGUCAGCUGGAAGAAAUCUAAUGUUAAGUUUGAGGACCGGUUUGAUAAAUACCUUGAUCCUACCUUCUUCCAGCACAGGAUUCAUUGGUUCUCCAUCUUCAACAGCUUCAUGAUGGUCAUCUUCCUGGUUGGAUUGGUGACUAUGAUUCUUAUGAGAACUCUGCGUAAAGAUUAUGCAAGAUACAGUAAAGAGGAGGAUAUGGAUGAUAUGGAGAGAGAUCUAGGAGAUGAAUAUGGAUGGAAGCAGGUUCAUGGUGAUGUAUUCCGUCCUGCAGCCAGUCCUCUCCUAUUCUCCUCUCUCAUCGGUUCAGGUGCUCAGCUGUGUUUAGUUAUUCUUCUAGUUGUAAUCUUUGCAAUACUUGGAGAACUAUAUACAGAGAGGGGAAGUAUGCUGUCCACAGCAAUAUUUGUUUUUGCAGCUACUGCGCCGGUCAACGGGUACUUCGGGGGCAGUCUCUAUUCCAGGAUGAGCGGUAAGUCCUGGUUAAAGCAGAUGUUUAUGUCUGCGUUCCUGGUUCCAUCAAUGGUGUGUGGAACAGCGUUCCUGAUUAACUUUAUCGCAAUCUACUACCACGCUAGCCGGGCUAUUCCUUUUGGAACUAUGAUUGCUGUAUCCUGUAUCUGUAUCUUUGUAAUCCUUCCCUUAAAUCUUGUCGGAACUGUUCUUGGCAGAAAUUUGGCUGGAAACCCAGACUUCCCUUGCAGAGUGAACGCUGUCCCCCGACCUAUCCCUGAGAAGAAAUGGUUUAUGGAGCCCCUAGUCAUAAUCCUCCUGGGGGGCAUCCUUCCCUUCGGGAGCAUCUUCAUAGAGAUGUACUUUAUCUUUACUUCAUUCUGGGCAUACAAGAUCUACUACGUCUACGGGUUCAUGCUGCUAGUAUUUUUGAUCCUUCUGACGGUGACUGUGUGCGUAACUAUUGUUUGUACUUACUUCCUUCUCAAUGCAGAGGAUUACAGGUGGCAGUGGACCUCCUUCUUAGCCGCAGCGUCCACCUCCGGCUAUGUUUACUUCUAUUCAUUCUACUAUUUCUUCUUCAAAACAAAGAUGUACGGAUUGUUCCAGACUGCGUUCUAUUUUGGAUACAUGGCCAUGUUUAGCCUAGGCCUGGGACUUGUCUGUGGAACAGUAGGAUAUCUGGGCAGCAGUCUGUUCGUCUGGAAAAUCUACGGAACCGUCAAAAUUGACUAAAUUUAAAUUUUUAACAUUUUAUUCGACAGAAGAGGUUCCCUUGUAUUUAUUUCAGAUUUAAGUACAAAAACAAAAAUUUUAUUAGGUAUUCAGUCGGCGUUGUUAUGGGAAGCUUGUAAUAUGUUUUAAGAACUGGUUCUCAAUUUGUAUACAUUCAAAACUUACUAAUCACGUAAAAAUCUAAAUCGGGUUCCUUAGCUCAAUUAUUCUUACAUGUUUGUUGCUUUUUCCGAAUUAUUUAGAAGAAAGCUAUUCAUUGAUGAAGAACAGCAUUAUUUUAAUAACUUUGACGAGUGUUUUUGUGAAAGUACACAGGAACCAAUUUCCGCCAAAAAAUCCAAUUUUUAACUUAACUACCCCUCCCCCCCUUCUUAUAUAAUAGCCUAGUUAACACAUUCCAUCUGCAAUGUCGAAACAUUGUAAAAAAAAUUCUUGCAAUUUUUCCUAUUUGUCGGAAGCACUUUGACUUUAUGUUAACAUUUACCUAUUAGGUUUGUAUUUCCAUUAGUUUUCUAGAACAUACGCGUAACAGCUGUUUUUCAAUUUAGAAAGAAACAGUUGCUGCCUCAAUCGAGUCAGAUAAAAAUUGAUCGAAUAAUAUUGUGAAAGAAUUCAUUAUUUCAUUUUUGUUUGUACUGCAGUCUCAUUUCAGUAACUGUACGUUUAGUAGAACACGUAUUAUUAAUUUAAGAAGAUUUGGAUUAGACCCAACAAAUCCCCUAAAUUUGACGCACAAGUGUACGAUAACGAUAUGUAUUGAUUGUGUUAGUUUUGCGGAUUUUUCCUGAAUGAAUUUGCGGAGUUGAUAUGUACUAUGUUCAUAGACUACAGAGCUAAUGCAAUUACUACUUUUUUCAUUCUUUGUAAUCUUUGAAUUGAACAUUUUUUGGAUUUCUCUUUUCCAUUUAAUUACACUUAGUUCUGUGAUAACACUUCUAGAUAUGCAUCAUAACCAGUUAAAAGUGUAAUAACCGUUGUAAUCAUGUAAUUAUAAAUUGUAACUAAAA